This is a messenger RNA of Arabidopsis arenosa, 1063 nucleotides long. Lineage: Eukaryota; Viridiplantae; Streptophyta; Magnoliopsida; Brassicales; Brassicaceae. The record is from the annotation of a GenBank genome assembly.
AUUAAUUCCUCGUUAGUCUCAGGUUUGAUAGAAUCAUUGCCUGAGGUAUCUAUUGGGAUAAAUCAGGGCUAAAUUAAUGGGAACACCAGAGACAUCUCGAGAGCCUUGCCCUGACCGUAUCCUCGAUGAUAUCGGUGGUGCUUUUGGUAUGGGAGCUGUUGGAGGAUCUGCCUUUCAUUUCAUUAAAGGGACUUACAAUUCACCGAAAGGUAGUCGCUUUGUUGGAGGAACGCAAGCUGUGAGCAUGAACGCACCUCGUCUUGGAGGCAGUUUUGCUGUAUGGGGAGGUUUAUUCUCGACAUUUGACUGUUCCAUGGUGUACUUAAGGCAGAAGGAGGAUCCGUGGAACUCUAUCAUCGCUGGUGCUGCAACUGGAGGGUUUCUUGCGAUGCGACAGGGGGUUGGCGCGGCUUCAAGAUCAGCGGCUUUUGGAGGGGUUUUACUUGCUUUGAUUGAAGGAGCUGGGAUAAUGUUGAACAAGCUACUGGCUCAGCCUCAGAAUAUGAUGAUGGAGGAUCCCGGAAUGCAAGGAAUGCCUGGGAUGCCUCGAAUGCCCGGAAUGCCUGGGAUGCAAGGAAUGCAAGGAAUACAAGGAAUGCAAGGAAUGCAGAUGGGGCAGAUGCAGAAUCAAGCACAGAUGAUGUCAGAGAGUCAAAACCAGAGUACAGCUUCAUCAUCAUCAUCAUGGUUUGGAGGGCUUUUUGGUAAGAAAAAGGAGGAGGUGCAACCAGGCAGUGGAAGUAAAACAGAGGUGUUGGAGAGUUUUGAUGCUCCUCCGGUGCCAUCAUUUGAGUACAAGUAAGCAUAUGGGACUCUCUCUGUCAUUCAAUGGUUGGUUUGCGUACUGCCUCAACAAUCAACAGUUCCAUUCCGUCGUUUUUGGUGUAUCCUCGUUCUCCGCUGAAUUCUUCUUGUUCAUGGAAGAAUCAGCAUGCUAUGUCCUCUCUCCUUUCACUUAUGGUUAUGUUUCAAUGAGCUUAUGUACUCAAAAAUCUAGGAAUCUUAUCUUUGUGAAACCAUUCCACAGAUAUUGUUGGUUCUUAAAUAAUGUAGUUAUAGAUUU